AAAAAGGGGGCGGGCGGCUUCGGGCAUUUACGGCGCCGUAAACACUCUAAUAAAGCGGAAGAGGCAUUCCUGGGCCCUAAGGGCGCUGCUGUCCGCUUGCCGAACCCAUCUGGCCUUUCGCCCGCUCUCUUGACUAGGCUGAGCAGUCUUGCAAGGCAUCGGGUUUCUCUGCAGUGGGGAGGGAGCUUCUCCCUUCUGGUUUGCCUUGGGGAGUAACAUCACUCACCCACAGCCCUCGCAGGAUGUCCGCUGUCUUCAAGAGUUAUAGUCUGGUGGGCUGAUGGAGGAAUGAGCUGGCAAUGCUAAAGCCUGUUGCAACCAGUCACACCUUUUCUCCGGAACAAGUUUGAGCGCCUUUUGAGAUGAGGAGCAGAAGCAACUCUGGAGUCCGUUUAGAUGGCUAUGCGAGGCUUGUUCAGCAGACUAUUUUGAACCUCCAGAACCCAGUUACAGGGCUGCUGUCUGCCAGCACAGAGCAAAAGGAUGCCUGGGUGCGAGAUAACAUCUAUAGCAUUUUGGCCGUGUGGGGCCUGGGAAUGGCCUAUAGGAAGAAUGCAGAUCGGGAUGAAGAUAAAGCCAAAGCAUAUGAAUUGGAGCAAAAUGUUGUAAAACUGAUGCGAGGGCUUCUGCAGUGUAUGAUGAGACAGGUAGAUAAGGUUGAAAAGUUCAAGCACACACAGAGUACCAAGGACUGCCUGCAUGCCAAGUAUAACACAGCGACUUGUGGGACAGUAGUUGGUGAUCAUGAAUGGGGGCAUCUACAAGUAGAUGCCACUUCCCUUUUCCUCCUCUUCCUGGCUCAGAUGACAGCAUCAGGAUUGCGCAUUAUUUUCACCCUUGAUGAGGUUGCCUUUGUACAGAAUCUUGUGUUUUAUAUUGAGGCAGCAUACAAAGUUGCUGAUUAUGGCAUGUGGGAACGUGGUGACAAGACUAAUCAGGGCAUCCCUGAACUGAAUGCAAGCUCUGUAGGAAUUGCCAAAGCUGCAUUGGAAGCCAUUGAUGAACUGGACCUUUUUGGAGCUGGAGGAGGACACAAGUCAGUGAUUCAUGUCCUUCCAGAUGAAGUUGAACAUUGUCAGUCUAUUUUAUACUCCAUGUUACCGAGGGCAUCUACGUCAAAAGAGAUUGAUGCUGGACUCUUGUCCAUUAUCUCUUAUCCAGCCUUUGCUGUAGAGGACAUGAAUCUUGUUAAUGCAACAAAGAAUGAAAUCAUCACCAAAUUACAAGGGCGAUAUGGCUGCUGUCGCUUUAUACGAGAUGGCUAUAAAACACCAAGAGAGGAUCCAAAUAGAUUGCAUUAUGAUCCUGCUGAGCUCAAAUUGUUUGAGAACAUAGAAUGUGAGUGGCCUGUAUUCUGGACCUAUUUCCUAAUUGAUGGUGUGUUCAAUGGAGAUAGAAUUCAGGUGCAAGAGUACAGAGAGGCCUUGGAGGGGAUACUCAUUCGAAGAAAGAAUGGGAUUCUUCUCAUGCCAGAACUGUAUGCUGUUCCUCCAGAUAAGGUAAAUGAAGAGUAUGCAAAUCCUCACACAGUGGAUCGUGUCCCAGCUGGAAAACUUCCUCAUCUCUGGGGCCAGUCGUUAUACAUUCUGAGUGCCCUCUUAGCAGAGGGGUUUCUGGCAACUGGUGAAAUUGAUCCUUUAAAUAGAAGGUUUUCAACUGCUUUUAAGCCCGAUGUAGUUGUUCAAGUACAUGUUUUAGCGGAGACCAAUGAAAUUAAGAAACUUCUGAAACGUCAUGGAAUCCAUGUCCAGAGCAUUGCCGACAUUAAUCCUAUCAGAGUGCAGCCAGCACGGAUCCUGAGCAACCUUUAUGCCAAGCUUGGACGCAACAAAAGUCUGAAACUGAGUGGAAGACCCUAUAGACAUAUUGGUGUCCUGGGAACAUCUAAACUUUAUGUAAUAAGAAAUCAAACAUUUACAUUUACUCCUCAGUUCACAGAUCAGCAUCACUUCUACCUGGCGUUAGACAAUCGCAUGAUUGUGGAGAUGCUGCGAACUGAGUUGGCUUAUCUCACUUCUUGCUGGAGGAUGACUGGAAGACCAACUCUCAGUUUCCCAAUCACCAACACAAUGCUUGUUGAUGAUGGCUCUGAUAUCGAUCCAGCAAUUCUUGCUACUGUGAGAAAACUUGGGGAUGGAUACUUUGGAGGAGCCAGAGUAAAAUUGGGCAAACUCUCAGACUUUCUGACCACUUCGUUCUACACCAACCUGAGCUUUCUAGAUCCUGAUUGUGAUGGGAAGCUCUUUGAUGAUGACAGUGAAGGUUAUUCUAGCCCAGAAAGUGGCUACGAACUAGAUGAUUAUGCAGACUUUUAUGACAAAGAAAGCCAAGAUGAACUGGACCAGUAUAUACACAAUUUGUUACAGAGCACCGCUCUCAAAUGUUACCUGCCUCCAAUCACGAAAGCUUCUGGCUCAUCCUGUGUGUUUAGUGCUGCUCAUUCCACUAGAGAAAUUCUGUCCAUCAUGGCCAAGACAAAGGGACUGGAUGUUCCAAAUGUUUCAAUGUCUUUGCCUACAAAGGUUUUAAACACCCAUCGGAAAUCUCUGAAUCUUGUUGACUCUCCACAUCCAGUCGUGGAUAAGGAGCCAGAGACGAGCGUUCCUCAGCAUUCUCCAGAUUUUCUUCAUUUGCCCAAAGAUGCGCAUGGAGAUUUGGACUGCGAGAAAUUAGUUGAGCAGUUGAAGGAAUGUCCCACCUUGCAUGACCAGGCAGAUAUAUUAUACAUCUUGUGUCUAUUAAAAGGUCUUGACUGGGAAACACAGCUCCAUGGUCAAUGUGGAGUCACAGUUCAUUGCCUUCUCAAUGAACUCUACAGCAAAGCAGGCCUGAACCAAGAAUGGGGACUGAUCCGCUAUAUUUCUGGCAUACUCCAAAAAAGAGUGGAGGUCCUGGCUGAGGCUUGCACAGACCUCCUGUCACAUCAGAAGCAACUGACUGUUGGCCUGCCUCCUGAACCUCGUGAAAAGACAAUCACAGCGCCUUUGCCACCUGAGGAACUUACCAAACUCAUCUAUGAAGCCAGUGGCCAUGACAUCAGCAUCGCAGUCCUUACACAGGAAAUCAUGGUCUACUUGGCAAUGUAUGUCCGGUCGCAGCCCAGUCUCUUUGCAGAGAUGCUCAGGCUCCGCAUUGGGCUCAUUAUUCAAGUGAUGGCCACAGAACUCGCUCGCAGCUUGAAUUGUUCAGGUGAAGAAGCCUCUGAAAGUUUAAUGAAUCUAAGCCCCUUUGAUAUGAAAAAUCUCCUCCACCAUAUUCUCAGCGGGAAAGAGUUUGGAGUCGAAAGGAGCAUGCGUCCCCUUGAUUCCACUACAUCAAGCCCAGCUAUUUCCAUCCAUGAAGUGGGUCACACAGGAGCAACUAAAACUGAAAGAUGUGGCAUCACUAGGCUGAAGAGCGAGAUGAAACAGAGGCAUAGGAAGCAAAGUAGUGAUCAGUUCUUCUAUGGGGGCCAUUCCACAUCCAGCAGCAUGCACUCUUCCAGGUCCAUGAGAUGCAGUAGUCCAUCUUCUCCUACUAGCACCUCGUCCCUCACAGGUUCAGGCGGACACAAUAUUAGUUGGGGCGACCGACAAGGACAAUGGCUUCGCAGGAGGCGCCUGGAUGGUGCCAUUAAUAGAGUCCCUGUGGGUUUCUACCCAAAAGUCUGGAAGAUCCUUCAGAAGUGUCAUGGUCUAUCCAUUGAUGGCUAUGUCCUUCCUUCUUCAACAACAAGGGAGAUGACUGCUUGUGAAAUCAAAUUUGCUGUCCACGUGGAAUCCGUGCUGAACCAUGUUCCUCAGCCAGAAUACAGGCAACUGCUAGUGGAGGCCAUCCUUGUUCUGACUCUGAUGUCAGAGAUAGAAGUGAACAGCAUUGGGGGCAUAAUACAUGUGGAUCGUAUUGUGCACAUAGCCAACGAUCUCUUCCUUCAGGAACAGAUGGCCCUUGGAGCAACUGAAGGCUACUUGGAGCAAGACCAGGGUACAGGAAUCUGCUAUUUCUUCUAUGACAGUGCCCCAAGUGGUGCUUAUGGGACAAUGACUUACCUAACAAAAGCAGUAGCAGGUUACCUGCAGGAAUUUCUUCCAAAUACAGGCUGCCUGAUGCAGUAAACUGUGUAUAAUACAAGGAAAAUACAAGAUCAUUUUUAAAAAACAAAAUGUUCCAGCUGUCUACUAUUUGAAAUGCCACACCUUUAUUUAACUCUAUGUCUCUCCUUAGUCUACCUCAACAUUGUGAAUAUCAUUUGACCAUUUAGAGAGGGAAUUGAUCUACAGAGGAUACCUAAGGUGUUGUUGCAAGCUGUGCUCCUGUCUUAAGAAUUUGGAUCUGCUCAGAUGCAGGGACAUGAAAUUAAAUUUUUACGGUAACUCCUGGUGCAGAAAAGGCAUUCCUAAAUGUAAGAAACGUGCUUCUCCAACACAAACAUCCCAUUCAGUUUGACACUGACUUAAGAUAAACAUAGCCUAUUAGUAUUCAUGUGGGAUCAACCCAUUUAAUAAUAAAUUGAACAAAAUUCUUCUUCAAGAAAAGGAGAAGCAGUCAGGUGCAACUAUGGCUAUUUUAACUGGAAAUCUUUCAAAGUGAAAACUUUUGAAUCUGAAAUAGGAAAUAUAAAUUUCAUUUGCAAUUUCUAAAAGAGCAAGACAAUAAAUGCCUUCAUUUUCACUGUGCUUCCAGCCAGGCCAUCAUAAGAAUAGUGGUGAUAUCAUUUAAAAUGAGUAUGUGAUGCUAUUAAUUUUUCACUAGAGAGUUACAGGGCAUACACUAUGUUGGGACAGUGUAGCUAAUCCCAUUGAUGUAUUUCCAUGUGAUGAAAAUAUAAUAAUAAUAAUAAUAAUAAUAAUAAUAAUAAUAAUAAUAAUAAUAAUAAUAAAUGUAUAACCCACCCUAUCUCCCCAAGGGGACUCUGAUUCCAAAAACAUAUCUGCAGGGCUGACUGACCUGAAGAUCCCCAUGGUGCUUUCAUGUUGAUUGUUGCCCUGUUUGGAUAGAGACCUUAUAACAUUUUCAAAAGCGCACUUUCACAUUUACCCAGUUAUGGUAUACAAAACUGUACAUUCACACACACAUAUGCUCUACAGUUUUCUCCAGAUUGUCCCAGUUUAAAAUGCUGUUUGGGGAACUCCAUGGUGCAAAUCCUUGCCUGUUGACAGCACAUCAGAGAGAGUUUUUGAGUUGUUAUAUUGUUUUGUCAAGUUGUCCCAUAUUUACUAUUUCUCACUCUAUCUCAUGUCUGCUGCUGUUAAAUUUACAGGAGGCAAACUCCUACAAAUGGCAUGUUUGUGUGAAACCAAAACUGCAGAUAAAGCUUACAUAAUGUACCAGCUGAGGAAAUGCAAAGUGCUUUAGAAUCAGGGUGUUCUUUUUGUUUCUAGCUUGUACUUCGCUUGUCUUUAAAGGUUUGUUUAAAACUUCGUAUGCGUGCUGAAUCAACCACAUUCAAAAGGGCUGAAUCUGCCAAGUCAUAGUCCCUAAUCAGAGUUGAAUUUGAAGAGUUGUGCCCCUGGCUAAAGUACUAAGGAGAACAUAUUUAAAAAACCGUUUCAUUAGAGUUUUUUAAACCACUUGACUUGAUGGGCAAGCAUGGAACAUUAACCUGUAACUCACAACCUCUCAGAACAAAUGGCAUAAAAGGAAUAUUGUGAACAAAUGCGCAAUUUAGUACAAAGCCUUUUCUGUCUUCCUGCAAAGAUCUAACUAUACUAGACGGCACUUGUUUGUAGAUAAAUGAUUACAUUGAACUCAGAGGGAGGGAUUUCAAAACAAAUGAUUAGAGAAUGAAAAAGAAGGGUAUGAUGAGCUUUUAAAAUGCAACGUUGUUCAAAUAUGAUGUAGUUUGUAUAUAAAAUGUUAUGCAUGUACAGUUUAGAAUGUGAUCAUUCAGAAAUAAAAAUGGACCAGAGAAAUUGAAA
This is a messenger RNA of Anolis carolinensis (green anole), 5897 nucleotides long. It is a transcript of the gene phka2, whose product is annotated as phosphorylase kinase regulatory subunit alpha 2. Lineage: Eukaryota; Metazoa; Chordata; Lepidosauria; Squamata; Anolidae. Gene Ontology annotation, cellular component: phosphorylase kinase complex. The record is from RefSeq and is a predicted model, not a curated record. The transcript has 34 exons. The coding region runs from base 363 to 4094 and encodes 1243 amino acids. Gene Ontology annotation, biological process: glycogen metabolic process. Gene Ontology annotation, molecular function: calmodulin binding.